Molecule: messenger RNA, 2825 nt
Organism: Tribolium castaneum (red flour beetle)
Lineage: Eukaryota; Metazoa; Arthropoda; Insecta; Coleoptera; Tenebrionidae
Gene: unc-45
Product: uncoordinated 45
Exons: 3
Coding region: 1-2772 (923 amino acids)
Cellular component (GO): cytoplasm
Molecular function (GO): Hsp90 protein binding
Source: RefSeq, a predicted model, not a curated record
AUGGGCGAACCCGAAGCGUUAAAAUACAAGGAAGAAGGCAACGCGGCCUUCAAAAGUGGCAAUUGGGACUCGGCGGCCAAACUCUACACCAAAGCCAUCAACUUGGAGACGAGCGAGAGUCGGGACUUGUCCGUGUUCCUCAAAAACCGGGCUGCGGCCUAUUUGAAGUUGGGCAAGUUUGAGGAGGCGUUGAGCGACUGCGACCGCAGUCUGGAGAUAGUGCCCCGCGACCCCAAGGCGCUGUUCCGCCGGUGCCAGGCCUUGGAGGCGCUGGAACGGUUUGAGGAGGCUUAUCGGGACGCCACCCAGAUUUUCAAGGAUGACCCCAAUAAUAGGACGAUUCAGCCGGUUUUGGAGCGAUUGUAUCGUAUUGUCCAGGAACGGGUUAAGGAAAAUGCCCAGACCAGCACUAAGAUCGAGAGUAUGACGAAGUUGGCGUUUGAUUUGGCCGCCGAUAGGGAGAAACGCGAGACUGCGAUGAAUAAUUUGUUGGUGCUUGCGAGGGAAAAUGCGGGGUCGAGUCUUAUGAUUAAAUCGCCGGUUGUUCAGCAGAUUAAGAAGUUGCUUAAAGUGGAGAAGAAUCGGGAAAUAUGUGUUACUGGUAUACGAAUUAUCGGCGAGCUUUGUAAGCAUAAUGUGGAUAAGACACGAAGUGUUAUGAAGGAUGUGGGGAUCCCCUGGUUUUUGGAAAUUUUGGACUCGAAUCAUGAACAGCAAGUUAACGCAGCGCAGUAUUGCAUCCAACAAAUCCUCAAUAUUUUCUCAGGAAUGGACAACAAAACCGACAGCAAACCUGACCAAGAACUUGUGCAAAAAAACAAAAAAGACAUCGACAUGAUCCUGACAUGUCUCGUCUACUCCAUUAACAAUCAAGCAAUCAGUGGCCUGGCCCGCGACGCAAUUAUCGAGCUCCUCACCCGAAAUAUCCACUAUACGGCCCUGAACUGGGCCGAGCAAUUGGUCGAAAUCGGAGGCGUCUCAAGACUUAUGGAGUGUGCCAGCGAAUUAGAAGAAUACAAAUACGAGAGUGCCAUGAACAUCACACCCUCGACCCGUACAAUCGCCGCCGUUUGUUUAUCCCGAAUCUACGAAAACAUGUACUACGACGCCGCCCGCGAGAAAUUCAUGACAAAAAUCCAGGAUUUUAUCAAAGAUAAGCUCCUAACGCCCGACAUUGAGUCGAAAGUUAGGGUGGCUGUGGCGAUAACAGCCCUGCUGCGGGGGCCGCUGGACGUUGGUAAUGCCAUUAUCGGUAAAGAAGGGAUCAUGGAAAUGAUCCUGGUCAUGGCCAACACCGAUGACUUGCUCCAACAGAAAGUUGCGUGCGAGUGUAUUGUUGCAGCGGCAAGUAAAGCCGACAAGGCCAAGGCGAUUAUAGCACAAGGUGUUAAUAUUUUGAAGACUUUGUAUAAGUCCAAGGAUGAUGCGAUAAGGGUGAGGGCUUUAGUGGGGCUUUGUAAGUUGGGGAGUUCGGGGGGCACUGACGCGGCAAAGAAACCCUUUGCCGAAGGGUCUAAUCUAAAGUUGGCCGAAGCCUGCAGGAGGUUUUUGGUGCAUCCGGGGAACGAUGCGGAUAUUAGGAAGUGGGCUGCUGAAGGCCUUUCCUACUUAACCCUCGACGCCGAAGUGAAAGAAAAACUAGUGGAAGACCGCCCCGCCCUCCAAUCCCUCAUCGAACUCGCAAAAACCGGCGACCAAUCGUGCCUUUUCGGCGUCGUCACAACCCUCGUGAAUUUAUGCAACGCUUACGAAAAACAAGAAAUCAUCCCGGAAAUGGUCGAACUGGCAAAAUUCGCCAAACAACACAUCCCGGAAGAGCACGAACUCGACGACCCUGACUUUGUAACAAAAAGAAUCCUAGUUUUGGGCAAAGAGGGCGUCACCUCCGCCCUUGUGGCCCUAAGCAAGACCGAAAGCCCCAAUUCACGCGAACUAAUCUCGCGCGUGUUCAACUCCCUGUGCAGCGAACAGGAAUUGCGCGGCGUGGUGGUGUCCCAAGGGGGCUCCAAAGCCCUCAUCCCGCUGGCCUUGAAGGGCACCGAAAAGGGCAAACGACACGCAGCGCAAGCUUUGGCCCGGAUCGCGAUCACGAUGAACCCCGAAGUGGCCUUCCCGGGGCAGCGGGCCCUCGAGGUGAUCCGGCCCUUGGUAGGGCUCCUGCACCCCGACUGCACGGGCUUGGAGAACUUUGAGGCCCUGAUGGGGCUGUGCAACAUCGCGCAAAUGAGCGAGAGCGCGCGGCAGAGGAUUCUGAAGGAAGGGGGGCUGUCUAAGAUUGAGCAUUACAUGUUCGAGGAUCAUGAAUAUUUGUGCAGGGCGGCCACACAAUGCAUGACCAACAUGUGCAUGUCGCCUGAUGUUAUAAAGACACACGAGGGGGCCAAUGAUAAGGUCAAGUAUUUCGUGUCUUUAUCGAUGGAUGAGGACGCUGAUACGGCCAUGGCCGCCUCAGGAGCCCUGGCAAUUCUCACCGGAAAUAGCAAAAAAUGUUGCGAGAAAAUUUUCGACUCGAAAAAUUGGUUGGACUGCUUCCACGUGUUGUUGGCCAAUCCGGUCGCUAGUUUGCAAUACCGGGGCGUUUGUAUCGUGCGAAAUGUUAUCGAAAAUUCCAAAGAACUGGCCGAAAAGUUGAUGGAGACCGACAUUAUGGAAAUUCUAAUGGCGUUAAAACUGCAAACCGAUGAGAACAAACAAUCAGUCGUGAAAGUGGCAGAGGACGCGCUCAAGUUGGCCGAGACUUGGGGGCUCAUCAAGAAACCGGAACUAGACUAGCCUUUUAUACGAAAAAUUUUGUAUCGUUUAAAAUAAUAAAUUAUUGUUAAUUA